Molecule: messenger RNA, 1651 nt
Organism: Pisolithus orientalis
Lineage: Eukaryota; Fungi; Basidiomycota; Agaricomycetes; Boletales; Pisolithaceae
Product: cytochrome P450
Exons: 11
Coding region: 1-1620 (539 amino acids)
Molecular function (GO): monooxygenase activity; oxidoreductase activity, acting on paired donors, with incorporation or reduction of molecular oxygen; heme binding
Source: RefSeq, a predicted model, not a curated record
AUGGCCGUUCUGCCCACCGUAGCAACUCACGUCUUACAGAAAAUUGUGAUCGUUUUCCCCUCUGUGGAUCCCCUCGACAUUUUUGUUGUCGUUGCCGUCAUCUUGGUAGCACUCAUCGCCGUCCGGGUUGCUUAUCAUCCUUCCAAAGGAACACGCCUCAGAGGUCCAUCCAGUCCAAGCCUCCUCUAUGGCAUAGCCAAAGAAAUAAUAGAGGCCCCCGACCCUGGGACAAUCUACGAAGCAUGGGUCAAGGAAUACGGUAUCGCUUAUGAGGUCCCUGUUGCUCUGGGCCAGAGGACCAUUAUGCUGUUCGAUCCCAAGGCCCUUCAACAUUGCUAUGCGAGAGAAACGUGGACAUACAUCGCACUCCCGUCGGUAAGGGCGUCCCUUAAGCGAGUUACUGGGAAAGGAAUACUCUGGGCAAUCGGCAAAGACCACCAAAGGCAGCGCAAGUCCCUAGCCCCCGCCUUCAGUCAUACUGCUAUUCGCAAUCUUACCCCUAUUUACUAUAAUUCCGCGUAUAAGGCAAAGGCGGCUUGGGAACGCAUACUCGAUUCCGCACAUGACGGUAGUGCCAUCAUCGAAGUCCAAAACUGUCUUGACACGAUUGGUCUCGCUGGCUUCUCCCAUAAUUUUGGCUCCCUUGACGGUCAAUUGGCUUCAGUGACUACUAUUCUGGAUACUUUAGGCUCGGCUCCUAACCGUAGUGUGCUCAAUGCUGGCUGGUUCGCAAUGUCGCAAGUCAUACCUGCACUUGUAUAUCUGCCAACGGGAAGAAUGUUAUUGUUCGGGGAGAUAGAAAAAACAUUGUCAGAGAUAUCUCAGGAGCUGCUCGAGAAGACAAGGAAAGAAAAAGAAGUGGGUAUGGCGGAUGGAAGAGACAAAUCUAUUAUCGAGUUGUUGAUUAAAGCUGAGGACGCAGAGAUUGGUCUCCGCAUGUCUCACGAAGAGGUCGUGGCGCAGAUGAAAGUUUUGCUCCUUGCUGGGUAUGAAACUACAUCCAUCAGCUUGACCUGGGCAUUAUUGGAACUUGCACGAAACCCCGACAUACAGACGAAAUUGCGAGAAGAAUUGCUGGCAUUCCCUGGAGAGGCCAGUUACGACCAGUUCGCCAAUAAACUACCUUACCUCGAUGCUGUAGUACAUGAGAUCCUUCGGGUGCAUUCGCCGGUGAUUGAGCUCAAUCGCGUCGCAACGGAAGACGACAUCAUUCCACUUUCAGAACCAGUGCUUACGAGAUCCGGCGAACUGGUAGACAGUAUUUCCGUCGCGAAGGGAACGCGGAUUGGGAUAUCCGUUGCUUGCAUGAAUCGUUCUAGCGCAUUUUGGGGACCCGAACGGUGGAUAGAAGGAGCAGAUAUCCCGAAGAAGGCACAAGAAAUACAAGGAUAUCGUAAUUUGCUGACAUUUUCAGACGGACCGAGGACUUGUUUAGGAAAGGCGUUCGCCAUCACCGAGCUUAAGGCGGUCCUGUCCGUUCUUGUGAAGAGCUUUGCGUUCGAGAUGAGGGAUGGUCCAGAUACGAAGGUGGAAGUGACGCGAGGGAUAUUACAAAGGCCUAAGCUUGCGGGGGAAGUGGGAACAAAGGUACCACUCCGCGUGAGACGGUAUGAAGGAUAAGCAGAAUUUCCUACAUGCAUUUAAAUUUCCU